CUGUAUUCCCAGGAUUCCACACAGGAAGGUCGGACCAUCCCUCACCAUCAUCGGAAUGAAGCUAAACCUGAAAUGAAGAUUGAAGGUGAAGAUGAGGAAGACAAUACAUUUUUGAGGGAUCCAGAGCAUGUGAUGGAGAACCCUGAAAUGAAGGUGACCUUUAAAGAGGAAGAAAUUAUUGCAGAGAUCAGUACAGAGGAACGCUACGUCAGGAGAACCUCUGAGGGUUGCCUUAUCUCAUCUCCAACCUGUGAUGCUGAAGAUGAAAUCACCACCCAUGAAAAUUCAGGAAAAAGCACCUUUACCUCAAAUGUAGGACUUUACGACAUAGAUAGGUCACCAGAUCCCCCUAAGCCUGAGGAACCAUCUUCUGAUAGGUCUCAUACUGUUAGCCCAGAUCCAGGACUUCUCAAUCCAAGCAUGCCACCUGAUCCAUCUAAUUCUGAGGGUUGUUCUCCUGAAGGACCAUGUAUCAAUAAUCCAGAUACACAUGCAGGACUUCAUAGUGCAGGUAGA
Molecule: messenger RNA, 516 nt
Organism: Staurois parvus
Lineage: Eukaryota; Metazoa; Chordata; Amphibia; Anura; Ranidae
Source: the annotation of a GenBank genome assembly